This is a messenger RNA of Diorhabda sublineata, 7981 nucleotides long. It is a transcript of the gene fy, whose product is annotated as protein fuzzy homolog. Lineage: Eukaryota; Metazoa; Arthropoda; Insecta; Coleoptera; Chrysomelidae. The coding region runs from base 100 to 1362 and encodes 420 amino acids. The transcript is spliced from 7 exons. Gene Ontology annotation, biological process: vesicle-mediated transport; non-motile cilium assembly. The record is from RefSeq and is a predicted model, not a curated record.
AAUAAUUGAACAAUCAAGAAGAAGAAGACAUGACGUUUUAAUAUUAGGCUACUUAAUUUUGAAAAGAUAAUUAUUUAUUCUAAUAUUUAUUGAUAGAAAAUGUCAGUUUAUAUUACAUGCGGAACUUCUGGCGGCGGUUUACCGAUAUUUUCGAGAAAAAAAGGAAACGCUGAAACACUCCCAUUUUCUGUGAUAGGAUCUUUGAAUGGUAUACAUAUGUUUGGAAAACCUUUCGGUAUAGAAAUCUUAGAUACUUUAACUGAUGACUAUGCCGUAAGUUGGAAGGAAUUUGAAGACAGUAUUAUUUUAAUUGGGGUUGCUAGUGGGUGUUCUAUAGAUGUCCUUAAUAGAGUACUUGUUGAUAUAUUCAACACUACAGUGUUAAUAGUUGGUAUAAAGGAAUUGAAACUACAAAGAAACAUAGAAAGACUAAAAAGAGAAUUGAGAAUAGCAUUUCCUGUUAUUGAUAGAAUAAUGGAUUCACUUGAUUGUGGAGAUGCUAGCAAUAAACAUACUUCAGAUAUAGUAGGAUUUGCAGAAACAAUCCUAUGCACUGAAAAUCAUUUAAUACAGAUAGUUUUAGAUUCCUUUACAGAAUAUGUUGAUUCGAUGUUCAGUUGUAUAUUAGUGGAAGGAAAAAUAGCAGCAGCUACAGAAAGUUGGUGGUCAUUACACCCCGAUGAACUAAGAUUGCUCUCUUUGUUAGCCGUAUCUGAAAAUAUAACAGAUUCUAAAGAUAUUCCUGUAUUUUUACCGCAUAAAAGUCCAACUGUCGCUUUUAGAUUUGUAGUAUGUACUUUGAUACCAGAGGUGCAAUUGUGUUGUUUGUGUGGUCCUACACCUCCUCUUAAUGAAAUUGAGUUAUCUGCUACUCAGAUUUUUAGGAAUUCAGCUGAUAUUUUAAAUGCUGCUGCGCAGUGUAUUCCCAGAAACUUUCCUGCUUCCUAUAUUAUUGAUUCCAGUAUUUUAGGGCAACUACUAGUAAAUUGUGUUUCUAAAAAAUAUAUGAUAUCAAAAAGUCCUCAACAGCUGACUAAGAAAUCAGCAACAAGUUCUCAUCGAUUGGAUAUCCUCAGGACUUUCUUCUAUAGAGCGGUUUUAAAUAAUUUGAUAUUGUCUGAAGAUUCUUAUGAUAAACAAAAUAAUUCAAUCUUAUCGAAUGAAUGUGAUAAUUUAGAGGUUGUAGAAAAUGCUGGAAUAGAGACUUAUUGGUGUUCGGAAUAUCAUAAAUGUCAUGCUUUAAGAAUUGGGGAUAAUGUAUUGAGUAUAUUAUAUAAUUCAACUGUACCUACAAAUGCUCUAAGAGCUAUUACGGAAAAGACCCUUAGACAAUUAAUAUCAGACAAACAGGUUUGUUGGUAAUAGGAAUGUGUUGUAUGACCCCUAAGAAUUCAACAAAAUUUGGUAUGCAGGUUGUCCUCAUAGAGAUUAAUAAAAAUGUGUAUGUUUUUUCAAAUAUUUCAAACGAUUUUAAAAUUACGGCUAUGUAAAGAUUCCCAAAAUCCAAUGUGACAUACUUUUUUACGAAAAGUUUUAUUGAAAACUCAAAUUCAAAAUUAUCAUUUUGACUUUCUCAAAAAGUAAGUUUUUAAAAAUUUUGAAAAAAUUCCUAUAAAAAGAUCACUUACAAAAAGUAUAAACUAUUUAUAGAAAUUUUUGGAAAAUUUUUAAAAAUACUCUUAGGAGGAAAUAAAAAUUUUUAAUUUGAUUUUUCAAAAAUAAUUUUUAUAACUAACUAUGUUGUAUUCCAUUAAAAGAAAAAGCAUUUAACACGUUCGUGGACAGUACCUGGUAGAUUAUUUUGAUUUUAAUGGCAGUAGGUUAGGUUAGGAGUCUCCCUGUUUAAGGUCCAUCUUUCUUUGUAUAGGUUGUCUUAUACCUAGAAUAACAUUUUAGUCACCCCCCACUACUCGACGCAGAUAAAUGCGUCCUGCUAAAUUUUAAGUAGAUUGCCUACUGAAACAAUGACAUAACACCGUAAUGCAUCCUAUGCUGAUAGACAUUUUGUCAUGAUAUGAAUAAGUUAACUGCCACUUACCGCAGACGCAUAUCAGUGCUAUAAAAUUAAAUAAACAUAAGUUUCAAAAGGAUCUUUAUUCGAAUAAAAAACAUUUUCUUCUUAAUGAAACCUAAAUUUAAGGAUUUUCAUUUCUCUCGAGCCACUUCUCAAAACAGCUGGGGUAUAAAGCUGGUUUCCCUAUAUAUCCUUUGUACCUGUAGUUUAUUUCCUUAUGCUGAUUUUUCAUAGUGCAUAGUGAACAUUUUUUCUAAGAAUAGAGUUGUUUACUCGUCUGUUGCUCGCCUCGCUUCAAUCGUCUCGCAAUUUUCAAACUAGUCCAACAAAGUAGCAAUAUUAGUCCUUGCAUACAAAUAACUAAUUGUGAAGCAGUGUCUUACAGUACACGUAACUUCCAAUAGUUUUUCCAAAUAGAUAAGAGUUAACGUUGAAAAAACAAUCUUGCAUCACCUUGUCUACUGAGGUCACAAGAAGAUAAAGAUGUAUGCUUCCGUUGAAUGUUGUCCCACUUUGUAUCCAUUUCGAUGUCAGUAUGGUUGAAGUGCUCAAGUAAUUCCUUCUUUACAACUCACUAAUCCCAAACUCCAACUGUCGUGUUCAAUCCCAUAAUGUUCCAUUAUUAGCAUAGUGGUUGAUAUUUUUAAAUAUACUACUUCUCUGUAUAUAUAGCAGAAAUUAAAUUGAUUUAGUUAGAACUAGAAAGGCAUUUUGUCUGAUGAUCGUAAUGGAGCAGUAAAACUGAGUCAGUGAAUUGUUCAAAAAUUCCAAUAACAUCUGACUGAUAAACAUAAAAAGGCGUUAAAGGGUGUUUGAAGAAAAAUUAGGAGAGAUAUUGAAUCCGGAGAUGAAUGAUUAUUAUCACAAUAGAACAGACAAAUUAUCAUCGUACUGUUUAUACUUUAUUUCGAAAUUUAAUUACUGGGUGAUAUCUCAUACUCUUACUACAGAAAAUUAUUCAGAACGUAAGUUUUAUAUACAAAGAAUUGUAGAAAAUCUAUUCAGCUACAAACUUUUGAUUUGAAAAAAUGCUAAAAAUUUAUAAAUUUGUGCAAUCAGAUUGUUGCUAUCUACCAGUCUGUACUUUUGCCAGCAGUGUUAAACCAACCUUGACGAAAUGCGGAUUAUAAAAAUAAAAAUCCUUUUCAAAUGAAGAUAUUGAUGAGAAUAUAAGGCUUUAAAUGUGAGAAUAGAGCAUGGAGAUCGAGAUCUAUCAGAAAUAUAUAUAAAAAUAGCCAUCAACUACCGACAUCACCUUUUCCGGUGAGUCGUGAGCCGUACUGUUCCAGUUUACGGAACUCGGCGUCUACUCUCAGUGAACGUGUUAAAACUGAGUAAAAUGAAACCACUCCCAUCUCUCUACCUCAAUUAGGAGAAAAACAGUGGCUAUUUCAAAAUGCGUAGGAUACAUUUUUUUGGUGGAUUUUGGAAAACUUUACUUAUCGGCAAUUCUGAGACUGUUUUAGAUAUUUAAAAAACAAUUGGCAUUUUUCUUAAUCUCUAUAUGGACAGUCUUCAUAACAAAUUUCAUCAAAUUCUGAGGGGGUCAAUUAAUUUUUAAUAUAUAAUUUCAUUUGGAAUGACGCUGUAAUUUAAGGAAAACAAUCUGUUUUAUUGAUAAUUUUAGAUAAAUAGAUUAUUUAAUAAUUUUAUGCACAUCAUAGAAAGUGUUUUAUUUGAUUUGCUUCGUUGGUAUAGAUAUAACGCACUUCUGCUCCUCAAUAGUGCCAUAAGUCAAGAAUCCAAACUGUCCAGUAAUAAUCGUUUGAAUUUAAUUCCAAAUUUAUUUUUCACUUUUCGUAUGAUAACUCAAAAACUGACGAAAUUACUACGAUGGCGCUAUUUAAAUGACAUAAUUUGAUAUAAGUUUUGUAGUACCAAUAGUUCAAUAAAAGAGAUUUUUUUGAGUUAUGACACCAUUUGAGUGGAGGUGCGAUAUCACUGUAGUUUUGUCAUAAUUAUUAUUUAUUUUAUUUUUUAGUUUAGAAAAAAAUCUAUUAUACUAGUCAACAAAAAAAUUAAAUUAAUUUUUUCCUAUUGGAAAAGAUUAUAUGGUUCGUAAUUUUUAUAGAAAAAAUAAAUUAGAAAAGUGAAAAAAAAAUGUGGUUUUGAAAAAUCUUGAGUAUCUAUGAAACUCCAGCACUAAAAAAAAACAUGUUUUCUUAGAUCGUUUCAAAUGUCUAGAUGGCUAUAUCUUGAUGACAGCGCUCUCCAUGCUCGUCCCUCAAAGCGCCCAUAUUUUCCGGAACUAGCUGGGAAUAUGAGGUCAGAAUAUUGAGAAGAUCUGAAGUUCCCCAAAAAGUUUUCACAAACUUCGACAAACGCCAUCCUAGCUUCUAUUUGUUUUUUUCAUUUAAGGCCUAACACUACUGUAGAGCCCGGUUUUUGAAGAUUAUUACUGGAAUCAAAAGAAAAAACUUUUUAUCGGACGCAAAAUCUAAUUAGAUAACUUUAUUAUGCAGUAUUUUGAUAUUAUUUGAAGUAAUUAAAUUAAUUGAAAUAUAAUAAUGAAACUGGUACAAUAUUACAUUGGACGCCACCAGCUUUUUAACGAACGAUGUUACAAUUAAUAAAAAAGGCGGAAAAGCUGGAUACACCAUAUGAAUUAAAUCAAAAAUAAAAAUUAAACAAUAUAGAACUAUCCCCGGAGACGAUUAUCCAAAUUAAUAUUCAUUAAUAAGAACAAUAAAAAAGUUUCAACAAUAAAUAAAUUUAUUGAAAAGAUACUAAAUUCGCAUUAACUGCGUAUCCAAAAGAGCACAACAAAUAAAAGCAGUUAUAAAUCAAAAAACAACUCAAAUUUAUUUAUAUAUUAAAGAUAAGACGGGGACUUAUCUAUGAAAAUCCGAGAUGGUUGCAGCUCUCAACUGAAUUUCAGUUCUUGAGUUUAAUGUAUUUAUUUGCGGUGUACCUGGUUGAGUCCUUUGGGCGUAGUCGAAACUGGCAGCUGUAGAACUACGGGAACAAAUUAAAUGAGGAAAGAAACUGGAACACAGAUGGAAAUAACGGAAGAAGGAACAGAGUUGAACAAAAACGAGCUUAUGCUCUAACAUAAAAAAACUGAAUCUAUACUUUUUUAAAAUAUAAUCAAAGAAGAAGCUGGAGAAUAAGCCGACACGCCAUGUUUCGCGGUUCAAAUUACUUGUGUAACGAAGUAUACUAGUUAUUAUGAUACGAAUUAUCAUGAAUAUAACACCUUAGAGCUGUAACAAUUGUCUCAUAUUAUGUUCUCUCCAUGUGAUUUGCUUGAGGAUGUUGACGAGCGUUAUAAAGAAUUUUUUGCAUUUUAUACUGCGGUAUUAAAUUAUUGAAAACAGUACCAUUGUCAAUAGAAAAAACCUGUGAAUCACCAAAAAGAAGAAAAACUUGUUUUUCUCUAAAUUUCGCAAUACCCUUAGCAGAUGCGUGAGGCAUAGGAUGGACAAGACAAAAUUUAGUGAACCAAUCAGUAAUUACAGAAAGAAUAUCCUCAUAUACCCAUAACACCGGUCUUAGGUAAAUUUUGGGUUUUAGAAAAACCACAAACUGAACAUUUAUUCACGUGGCGUUAUAAAGAACUUGCUGAGUUUAGGUCAAUAGUAAAGUUUAGGGAUAGGAGAAAUAUACACAUCUCCAAAAGUCUUUGCUCCCCUUGGUAAUUUUUCGCAGGUUUAUUUUAAUUUGAGGAUUUUUUGUUUGCAAAUACUUGUUUAUCUUAUCAUACAAAUAAAAACAAUUACAAAGCAAAAACUUGUAUUCGUGUAAAAAUAAGCAGAAUUUUGUAAAGUAAAUCCAAAAAAAAACCAAAAUACAAUCUUUUAAGAAAAAAAUGUGAAUACUGAAAAUAACAUAACUUAAUAACUUGUGUUUCCACCUCUUUUUGUUAUUAAUUCUCCAACGCGUCUUGGCAUGCCACGAAUUAGCUCAUCAAUAACAUUAUUGGGCAUAUUGUUCCACUCUUCUUGAACAGCUGCAGUUAGGUCCCGGAGAGUUAAAGGGGGGGUUUUCUCUAUUGUAUAUUGCUCUGCCAAGAUAAUCCCAUACAUGUUCGAUGGGAUUCAUGUCUGGCGAGUUUGCUGGCCAGUUUAAUCUUUGGAUAUUUCCCUCUUGUAGCAUAUUCUGUACCUUUGUUAUGGGAUGGGAUGUGGUUUGGCAUUAUAAUCUUGAAAAAUGAAGUUUGCUCCAUAUUCGUUGCGCAAAGGUUGCACGAUUGCUUGGAUAAUGUUUUGAGCGUAUAUGGCACCUAUCAUUAUUCGCUCAAUAAUAAUAAGUGGAGUGCGGUGACUAUACAUUAUACCCCCCAAAACAUAACUGAUCCACCUUGAUAAGGGACAACGCCUCUUGCGAAAAUUAGUAGCUCUCGUCUACCUGGGCCUCUCCAAAUUCUUUCCCGGCGACUAUUACUCUGUAGACCAAAUCGUGACUCGUCAGAAAAUAAAACGUUGCGCCAUUGGAGCAAAAGCCAAUUCCGAUGCUUUUCGGCCCAUUGGCGACGUUCAGCUCUAUGUCGAAGUAGAAGUCUAGGUACCCUUAAAGGUCUUCUUGCCCUGAGAUUUAAAGAAUGUAACCUCCUUCUUAUGGUACUUCUCGAAAAUACGGUAGGUAUGCAAAAAAUGACUUUGAAGGGCUGUGACCGUUAAUCUUCGGUUUCUUCGAGUGAAAUAAGCCAUAUACUGAUCUUCCCUCUCUGAAGUCACUCUAGGUCGACCAGACACCGGCCUUUGUGCAACGCCACCAGUUUCUUGAAAAAGGGCCACUACCCGCCUUAUCAAAGUUCGCGGCAUAUUUAAACGCUUAGUAAACUCACGAUUUGAGAAACCCUCUUGGUGUAGGGCCACAAUUAUUGCUCGAUCAAAUUGCGAAAUCGGAUUUCCUGGCAUCUUAGACAAACUUCAAUGAAUACUUUCUAUAUACACUACAAUUCAAAACUGACUUCUUUUACAAAUUCUGAAUAUUUUCAUACGAAAAUAAGUUUUCUGCUUCCUAAUUGCUGUUAUUUGUAUGAUAAGAUAAGAAGGUAUUUGUAAACAAAAAAUGCUGAAAUUAAUAUAAACAUGUGACAAACAACAACAAUCUUCCAAUUAGAUAAGUUACUAGAAAUUGGAUAGACCAGAAGAUAUGUUACUGUCAACCUUAAAGUGGGGUACGAAUCAGGAUUAUGUAAGUCCUUUUCUAUCAUAGAAGUAUACCAAAUAUCUGGUUUAAAAGUACAUACGUCGAUAAUAGAAAAUUCGGAGAAAGAACGGGAUAAAAAAGGAUGGGACAUGAAUCUCUGGUAUAGGGAUGGAGAGAUAUUCAAGACUCGCGAUGACAUGACCUAAAGUAGUAAUUCUUGUUGGGGACGAGAGGGAUGGCAAAGAAUUACUACCCGCUACCAUAUUGAAGAUAAGGCUGAAACUUAUUUAUGGAAUCCGGGAUAGUUGCAGCUCUCAACUGAAGUCCCAGAUGUUAGAGCUUAGGUUGAGUUGUUGGUUCAAUUUGUAGUCCUAGCAGCUAUAGAACUGAGAGAAAAAAAUAAAAUUAGGAAGGAAACGGGAACACAGAUGGAAGUUAUUGAAGAAGGAACGAGAAGAUAGAAGAGAUACAGUAACAUAUACUUGAGUGUAGAUGGGUAGAGGACGAUUUCGAAUAAAUUCUGAGGUCUCAUUGAAUUAAUUUCUUGAAUCAGUUAUUGAUAUGAAACAUUUAUGAAUCAAUUUUUUGUUUUGUACUAAAAGGUAAAUAAGUAAGUAGGAGUUUCAAAAAAUAUUUUUGUUUCGUUUAAAAAAUCAUGAAAAGUCGGUCGUAAAACAAAAAUUUUUCAAUUUAUGGAGAGAAUCCUGUAUAGUUCCCUAGAAAAUGAUAUUAUUAAGCUUCUGUCUAAAGUUUUAAAUCGAUAGGAUAAAAAUUGGCUGAAUAAUUGUAGUGGUAGUGUUAAAAAAGUGAUUUCAUAAAAAUUCUAUGAAUUAAUAACUAUCGUAUGACUUAAAAACUUCAAUUGUACCAAUA